This is a messenger RNA of Cladophialophora yegresii CBS 114405, 591 nucleotides long. RefSeq lists its product as uncharacterized. Lineage: Eukaryota; Fungi; Ascomycota; Eurotiomycetes; Chaetothyriales; Herpotrichiellaceae. The record is from RefSeq and is a predicted model, not a curated record. The transcript has 3 exons. The coding region runs from base 1 to 591 and encodes 196 amino acids.
AUGCGCUUCUUCAGAGCCCUUGCAGCCUUCGGGCUCGUCGCUUUUGCGACUGCGCAGAAUGCGACCUCUACGCAGCUGAGCCUGAUCAGCGCGGCCUCGACUAGCCUCGCGUCUUCCGCGGCCUCUUCCACCGCGUCUCUGAGCCCGCAAGUGAAAUGUCUGCAGUCAUGUGGUUCCGCGGACGUGUGCUGCCAAGCCAAGUGUGUUGGCGUGCCAUGCCCGUCCCAAUCCCAGGCGAACGCGACCACCGAUUGUGCCGCUCAAUGCCCGCAGGGCAAUGGCACGGCCAGCGAGACGGAAGAAUACGCCAACUGUCAAGCAUCCUGCAUCAGCUCCUACUUCCUCACCUCGUCCGCCACUGCAGCUCCCACUGGCAGCCAGACGAGCGGUUCCGCCUCAGCUACCGCCACCUUCGGAGGCGACUCGACUGCGACAGACGGUUCAGCGACAGCGACUGAAGGUGGUUCCACCACUGGCGCAUCAUCCACGGCCUCGGCAACAGGAGAGUCUGGCAAUGGUGCUGACAGUCUUCAUGUUGGGCGUGUUGGGCUUGGGUUCUUGGCACUGGUUGUAGCAGGAAUGGCUCUGUAG